GCGAGCUUGGUAAUACAAACCAUUUCCCCAAAGAAAUAAACCCUAAUUGGAGCCGCCGCCUGCACCUCCACCUCCCAUGGGCUUCGACGUAGGCAUCGUCCCCUACAAUCCCGAUGGCUGGGGUCCCCCAGAUACCCCCGCCAUCCCCCUUCUUCCCCGCCGCGCCGGAUACACCCUUAGCCGCUCCCCCGCCACCGGACCCGGAGGUCAGGGGGGCGGUCGCCGAGAUGCGCCGACUCUUAAGUCAUCCGUCGACAUCCAACCCGAGUGGACUAUGCUCGAUCAGAUCCCUUUCUCCACCUUCGCCAAGCUCUCCUUUGCUGUGCCGGAUCCCCCAGAAGACCUCCUCGUCUGCGGCGGACUCGAAUUCUAUGACAAAUCUUUUGAUCGCAUCAACCCUAAGAACGAGCGCCGCCUCGAUCGCUUCAAGUCUCGCAACUUCUUUAAGGUUACAACCACCGACGAUCCAGUUAUUCGUCGCUUAGCCAACGAGGACAAAGCAGCCGUGUUCGCUACAGAUGCUAUUCUUUCAGCUCUUAUGUGCGCUCCCCGUUCUGUAUAUUCUUGGGAUAUUGUCAUCCAGCGCGUGGGCAACAAGCUUUUCUUCGACAAGCGUGAUGGAUCCCAGCUUGAUCUUCUUUCUGUCAACGAAACAUCGUCGGAGACACUUCCGGAAGCGAAGGAGGAUAUCAAUUCUGCUCAUUCACUCGCCGUUGAAGCCACUUACAUAAACCAGAACUUCUCCCAACAGGUUCUUCUACGUGAUGGCAACAAGCUCACCUUCGAUGAGCCCAACCCCUUCGCAUCCGAGGGAGAGGAGGUGGCCUCCGUUGCUUAUCGAUAUCGGCGCUGGAAACUAGACGACGAUACCCAUCUCAUUGCUCGCUGCGAAGUCCAUAGCGUUACGGAUGUGAGAGGUCAGCGAGCUUUCCUUACUCUUAAUGCCUUAAACGAGUUCGACCCGAAGUACUCUGGUGUGGAUUGGAGGCAAAAGCUUGAAACUCAGAGGGGAGCUGUGCUUGCCACUGAGCUCAAGAACAACGCAAACAAGCUUGCUAAAUGGACCGCGCAGUCUCUGCUUGCUGGUGCUGACAUGAUGAAGCUGGGCUAUGUAUCUAGGGUUCAUCCAAGGGAUCAUUUCAAUCAUGUUAUCCUUAGCGUGAUAGGCUAUAAACCAAGGGAUUUUGCAGCUCAGAUCAAUUUGAAUACCUCGAACAUGUGGGGCAUUGUGAAGUCCAUUGUGGAUCUCUGCAUGAAGCUGAAUGAGGGGAAGUAUGUUCUUGUGAAGGAUCCGGUGAAGCCACAGGUGAGGAUCUAUGAAGUGCCUGCUGAUGCCUUUGAGAAUGAUUACAUGGAAGAGCCUCUUCCUGAGGAAGAGCAGGUGAGGCCGCCUGUGGAGGAUGAAGUUCCUGAUGGUGCAGCUGAAGCCGGCGCUGAAGGAGUGGCUACUGCUGUUGGAGAUUCUGCUGGUGAAGCGGAAGUGGAGAAGGAUUCCUCUGCUGCUGUGGCUUGAAGGUUAUUCAUAAAUAUUUAUAUUCGAGUUCUCUAGUCCUUUUUUUAAUAGGAAACUAAGAAAGACAUUAUCUUUGCUGGUGAUAAUCUACUCUGGAAGCUAAUAAAAACUUCAUCUUUUCUAA
This is a messenger RNA of Phalaenopsis equestris, 1637 nucleotides long. RefSeq names its product eukaryotic translation initiation factor 3 subunit D-like. NCBI's taxonomy places the organism in Eukaryota, Viridiplantae, Streptophyta, Magnoliopsida, Asparagales, Orchidaceae. Gene Ontology annotation, molecular function: translation initiation factor activity. Bases 77 to 1513 code for a protein of 478 amino acids. Gene Ontology annotation, cellular component: eukaryotic translation initiation factor 3 complex; cytoplasm. The record is from RefSeq and is a predicted model, not a curated record. Gene Ontology annotation, biological process: translational initiation. The transcript has 2 exons.